Anopheles darlingi is the source of this 4652-nucleotide messenger RNA. RefSeq lists its product as uncharacterized. Lineage: Eukaryota; Metazoa; Arthropoda; Insecta; Diptera; Culicidae. Gene Ontology annotation, molecular function: dopamine receptor binding. The coding region runs from base 316 to 3708 and encodes 1130 amino acids. The record is from RefSeq and is a predicted model, not a curated record. The transcript has 4 exons.
AUAGGGAGUUCAGCAAAGUUCCAAAAAAAUCUUUUUCGUUUUGCGCGUCUCCGUUUCGGCUCCGCGUAUUACCCGUGGCGUAAUAAAUCGCGGAUCGAUGAACGCGUCCACCUAGAACCCACCCGGGACGAAUAAUUGGGAAGAGUAAGUAGCGUACGGUCAGUGCUCUUCGCCAACUCGGCUGGACAAACCCACAUGUUUUGCGGAGCUGGAACUUCCACAUCCACUCCGAGAAGCAGCAGCUGUUGCGCUCGUGGUAAAGUUUAGCGAUAAGAGCAGGGGCCCCGUCGACAGUAUUCGCGUGCGAUAGGCAAAAUGUCGCACAACUCGAACGACGACAACUUUUGGGCCAUGAAUCAGCAGCAGCCUCCGCAGCUCCAGCCUCCGCCACCGCAUCUGUACCCGGCAGCGCACGCCCAACAGCAUCCGGCAGUGACCCUGUUGCCCGUUUCGCACGCACUUCCACCGCACUUGCAGCAGCCACCGCAUCAUCUUCCUCAUCAUCCGCAUCAGCAUCAUCAUCCACAGCUCCUGCCGCAGUUGCCGGUGCCGACUGGACCGGCAGCCGGGUUCUAUAACAGCGGUGGAGUUCCCAACAGCGGCAGACCCUCGUUGGGAGACGCUGGCUUCGCUGGCGCCAAUGGAAACGUGUUUCCGCACGGACACCCACCGGUGGAAGAUGAGUACACGAUGACGGACUCGUACGGGCAGCUGAUCAAGGUGGUGUACCAGACGCAACCACCACAAGGGGGACUCGUGCGUCCGCAAGAGGAUAACGUUCGCGACUACAACCCACCUGCCGCUACGAAGCAACAGUAUGAACUGUUCUCGAACUCGAGCAACCUCAUCUCGGCUGCUCCCGGUUUUGGAUUCCUGUUCCAUCAUCAACAGCAACAACAGCCAGAAUCGUCUCAACAGCAGCAGCAGCAGCCCACUCCACUUCCGCAACCAUCGCAACUGCACCAGUUUACUUCGAUUGCCCAACAGUCAGUUACGGCGACACAAGCUUCCAGCACUUUGCAGGAUAAGGAAAACGGAAACAGCAACAACACGAGCAGUAUGCUCAUUAAUCAGCUGGUGGGCAACUUGGCACCAACGAUUUCAGGUCAGUAUUUACCAUUCGGUGGCAACACCAGUGCGGUGGGGCCCUCGACGCUGCUGAGUGAACCUCUGCAACGGCAGCAAACCCCUGCUGCAAGCCCCAUGUCCGUCGAUCCGCUAGAUGGCAACGCAAAUCCAUCGCCUACCAAGACUACGAGUGGUGCGAAACCGAUUGUAAAUCCCGUGCCGCCUACCAUCUCGGCGACAGCCAACAAUGGAGUAGCAGUUUCUUCGUCGUCGUCGUCGUCGUCAACAUCGUCGCCCUCGUCGAAUGCAACCAAUCGUAGUACCAGUACGAUCGCUACUACAUCGACCGCUGCCGUCUAUAAUCAACAGAACGACGACAAUUCUGCCAAGCUGGAUCAGAACGUUAACAAGAAACAACGUAUCGUGGCGGAAGUAAAACCGAUGCGUAUGUCCUACUCGGAUGUACUAAGCAAGAAACCGAAUGCUGCCGGAGGUGCUACUGGUGCUACUGCAGGUUUCACCGUGGGCACCGGUAAUAACAGCGUCUCAGCAGCUUUGUCCGCGAAUGCCACGGUGAAUAGUGGAGUCGGUGGUGCUACGGCUGCAGGAGCUGGCGGAGGAUCUAAUGGAAACAAAACGUCCGCUAGUAAUGGCUCAGGCCCGAACUCUAUGUCCUCUAAAAACGUCUCGAAAGGAGAGAAACGAGGAGAAGGUAAAAAAGCGAACGGUAACGUUGCUGCAGAGCGCAAGCUUCCGUCUGCUGGCGCAAACAAUCGUUCGAGCGACGGUACGAUGAAGCGGAACAACGGUGGACCGAAUCCUACCGGAAUUAGCGCUGGAGGGUUUCCUUCGGUAGUAGAAGCUAACGGCACCGGUCUGUCGGUUAAAUCUGUACACGACAAAAUGCGUAAAAUGGACAGCAAAGCUAAUUCCAAAAGAGAGAAAGGCUCUCGGAACGGCACUGCUAGUACUGAGAUGUCGGAUGGAGCCAAUAAGAAAGGUCGGUCCCGUCGCACGGAAGAUACCGGAAGCGAUGUCGGUGAUGCUGGUGGCGUUGAGUCUGCGGGUAGCGAAUCAGCGAAUGGUGUUAACGAUGAAAACAUUGGCUUGCACGAAGAAACGGAGGAAGAUUUCGAUGAAGACGACUCGGAGGAAUAUGAUCAGGAAAGCGUAUCUGAACAAUCCGAGCAGCAGCAUCACCAACAACAACAGCCGUCGAAAUCCAAUGCUGGCCAGUCGCAACAACAAUUCGUAUAUAAUGUCAAGAAAACCGUUGGAGCAAACGAUACACAUAUCGAGAAAAUCGUAAAUUCACAACGUGGAUCGGCUGCGUCGGUAGCACACCGUAAGGGCGGUAGUCGCGGUGCCACCUCUACCAUCUAUCGUGGUCCGGGUAAACAGCAGCAACCUGACAACCGGACUGGUGGCAAGCGUUCCGUUCGUUCACGUAAGAAUGAAAAGUACGCGUUCGCUCAGAAGCUGCUGCAGAAAUGGUUCGAGUACAUGGUACUGAUAGUCCGCUGGCUCUGGUCUCUCGUUAGUGAUGUGGUUUACUUGAGCAUCCGGCUGGCCUGGGACUAUGCACUGGCCGGCUACCAGUACUGCUGGCAGCAUAUCAGCACGAUACGUCAAGAUUUUCGUAAAAACUCGUCCCGACCAGGUGCCUGGUUGCGCGGCGUUUGGCAGGCAUUCGAUGGACGUUUCGAGAAGGAGUCGCGAUGGGCGUUCUGGCGUCACUGUUGGCGGAAGAAAGCGGAUGCGGAAACGGGCCCUACCGGUCGAGCCGGAACUCAUCAUCAUAAGGACCAUGGACGAUUGCCAUCGACGGCUGAUGAAGCGAUGUCUUCCCUGCUGAACUGUAAGGGAAAGGAUGCGUACAGUAUUUUAGGUGUGAGUCCGGAUUGCUCGCAGGAGCAGAUACGCAAGCAUUACAAGAAGAUAGCGGUGCUGGUACACCCCGACAAGAACAAGCAACCCGGUGCGGAAGAAGCGUUCAAGGUGCUGCAGCGAUCGUUCGAGCUGAUCGGUGAACAGGAAACGCGCAAGGAGUACGAUCAGAGCCUAGCUGAGGCACUGAAUGCCGAGAAAGCGUGGUCCGAGAUCAACGAUUUGCUAACGCAGCUGCACACUAAAAUAUCGGAAGCGGCCAAUACGAUAAGAUGCAGCAGUUGUUGUUUGAGGCAUCCACGCAAACCCACGGGACGUGCACAUUUCGCUGCACGCGAAUGUAGUUCUUGCAAGGUGCGACACCCAGCAAAGGAGGGUGACAUAUGGGCGGAAACGAGCUGUUUCGGCCUACGCUGGAAGUAUCUUGCGAUGAUGGAGGGCAACGUUUACGACAUUACCGAAUGGGCUAACUGCCAAAAGGGCGCUCUUUCACACCUGCAGCCGAAUUCUCACGUCGUACAGUAUCGCAUCGUACUCGGCAGUAGCAGCAGUGGCGCUAGUAGCUCACAGCAGCACCAACAACACUCGGCGGGCAUGCAGCAGGAUAAGGAAUCGCUUGGACGAUCACGAAAAGAGCCAACCGUGAAUGAACCAAAUUUGGACGAUUUCCUGAAUAACAUCUACGCCGGACAGAAUCAGCAAGCUGCUGGACAGGCUGCUUCGGGAUCGAGGCGACGAUACCGUAGAAACUAAUUUAUCCAAGCAAGCGCGCUUAUGCUUGCCUGCUAAGUUUGCUUAUAAGUUUUGGUUUUAAAAAUUCUUGCAGCAACUGGCGAACAAUUGCAAACAAACCACAAACUAACGCUCCACUCCUUACACACUCAACGUGCCACAUAGAAUCACUCGUCUGCUACGUCUCUCAGAGCGCGAUAGGCCGUGCAUUGUAGCCCCGGUCUCUUCCCAAUCCACUAGAUAACGGUAUUUCCGAAGCUCAAACCAAUGUACCAAGAGUGGGUGGCCGUGGUAUCGAUAGUAUCUUUCAAUCUCUCCAAUAGCCAGGCUUGUCAGUGAAUAGGAAUCAAAGUUCAGAGCUUUAGAAAAUUAGUAGUCAUUCACCGCCAGUAGAUGUUGUCUCGUUUAGUCGUACUUUUACGUUUCUUUUUUAGUGUGUGUAUGUGUGUCGUAUGUGAGCGCAACCGAAACGCGCAGUACAAAGGAGUACUAAUAGUACUCGCGGCACAAGAACUUGCCCUUGGCUGAUCUUGAUGUUUAAAGUGCGUUCUAAUCAUCUAAUACUGCAGCCUGUAUAUCAAUAUAAAAUGCCUUCCCGAGCGUCCCGUCUUUCCGAGCUGGUAAACUGUAGUGGACAUCUUUGCAACAGCGAAUGUCGAAUUAUUAUCUCUACUCCGCAGUAGUGUGCCCGCUUGCAGCACACCGCAACACCUUCCACGUCUUCAGCAUGGCGGAAAUGUGAGGUGGUGCCGAUCAACGUCUAACACGUAGUUUUUAUGCAUUUUCAUCGAGCAUAUAUAUAUAUGUAUGUACCGCAAAUUUGAUUACAAAUUUAAAUCAUUGACCUCGCUUAUCCGAGAACCCGCAAUACUCCGGCUGCGUCUGGGUAUGGGGUAGCAGAGGUUGAUCCAGAAUGAAGAUUAAUGGCAAAAUAAAUGUCUCGUCGCGACUGCCGCGGGAACAAA